Messenger RNA from Paraphaeosphaeria sporulosa, 1115 nucleotides. Its product is annotated as HpcH/HpaI aldolase/citrate lyase family protein. Gene Ontology annotation, molecular function: aldehyde-lyase activity. NCBI's taxonomy places the organism in Eukaryota, Fungi, Ascomycota, Dothideomycetes, Pleosporales, Didymosphaeriaceae. The transcript has 4 exons. The coding region runs from base 202 to 1011 and encodes 269 amino acids. Gene Ontology annotation, cellular component: cytoplasm. The record is from RefSeq and is a predicted model, not a curated record.
CAGACACUUCAUUGAAAGCACGAAAUAUCUCUACAAUUACAUUCGAGCAGUACAGUAUCAUUGCUGAAGCCGGAUCUACGUCCUGUUCAUAACUACGUCAUUGAUCCUCGACGUUUCUGCCUUUAGGAAUCCCAGCCAUCCACUUUGAACAGUCAACACCAAAGCAAAUCAGCACAAGCUUCAAAGCGAGAUUACUCCGAAAUGUUACAUGGUUGCAUUCUGAAGGGUACUCUCAACAGAGGAACAGAAUCAUCUUUCGGCCUCUGGCAGACAUUACCCGGCGCGAAUGUCUCACGAAUAUUGGCCCGAGCAGGAGUUGACUGGGUUUUAGUGGAUUGCGAACAUGGGAAUAUUGACGAUGCUGCUAUGCACGACGCUGUUCCAGCUAUCGCAGCUUGCGGGGUCAGUCCGAUUGUGAGACUUCCAGAUAUGCAAGGAUGGAUGAUCAAGCGCGCUCUUGAUGCUGGUGCCCACGGGAUCCUCAUCCCGCUUCUUCGAACAGCAGAUGAGGCCAAAGCAAUCGUAUCCGCAGCCAAGUUUCCGCCCCUCGGGAGACGAGGCUUAGGGUCACCCUUCGCAAUGGAACGCUUCAACCCAGUUCCGACAAUGACGGAGUACCUGCAGCAAGCUAAUGAAUCCCUGUUGACCAUGGUACAAAUCGAGACACAGGAGGCACUCGAUAACAUUGACGAGAUUGCAGCUGUUCCCGGCAUCGAUCUUUUGUUCGUCGGUCCUUUUGACCUAGGAAACAAUAUUGGCCACCCCAUCCUCAACGGUGUGAUGAAGCCUGAGUUAGAGCAAGCUGUGGACAAGGUCCUUGAGGCAACCCACAAGGCGGGAAAGAAGUGUGGGUUUUUUGCGAGUAGCGCUGAGCAGGCGAAGAAGUACGCCGACAAGGGCUUCGACAUGGUCUCGGCAGCGUUGGACACCACGCUUUUGCAGGCGUCUUUGGCUACGUCUUUGAGCAUCGCGAGAGGGGCAGCGCCACCAACAUCGGGUGGAAGAUACUAGCUGGACUCGAAUUGCUUCAUUUCGCUACCCAUGAGACUAGAAAAGAAUCGUAGAUCAAUUAAUCAAAACUACAUGAAUACGAGUUCCAAGCUCGAACAAAAUGC